AUGACUCUGUAUUCAAGAGUGUGCGGUUUUGGCUAUGGGAAAUGGCAGAAGUUUCAGGACAAGAUCCGGGAUUCGAAAUCUCAGCGACGCCUGGUGUUGGUUAUCGUCUGUAUCGCCUUGUUGCUGGACAACAUGCUCUACAUGGUGAUCGUGCCCAUCAUACCCAACUACCUGGCCCUGCAGAAGGAGAAGAGUGACGAGACCAAGUACCAGUAUCGUUACUACGACGUUACACAUUCGACCAACGACACGACAGGGGUGACCCAUAGUUACAUACUUGCCCACAAGCUCAACCCAAACGGUAAAUUCAAAAAUGGCGAAGUUGUCAAUAUACCCCAAGACGCCAUCUUAGCAGAAAACAACACUUUCCACCCAGACUAUCACGACAACCGUAUUUAUUUGCUAAAAAUCCCCGUGCCUCCCCCACCUAUAUCAUACGGUGACGAAGGUCUAGCAAUAGGUGUUCUGUUUGCCUCAAAAGCCAUAUUUCAGCUGUGUAUCAACCCGUUUACGGGAGGCCUGAUAGACAGAAUCGGCUACGAUAUUCCAAUGAUGAUCGGACUAACCAUCAUGUUCCUCUCUACGUUUGUAUUUGCUUUUGGAGAAAGCUAUGCUGUAUUAUUCUUGGCUCGGAGUCUACAGGGUUUGGGCUCCGCUUUCGCAGAUACUUCUGGUUUGGCGAUGAUUGCUGAUAGAUUCACAGAAGAGAAAGAAAGGACAAAGUCUUUAGGUAUAGCUUUGGCUUUUAUAUCAUUUGGGAGUUUGUUUGCUCCACCAUUCGGUGGCAUUCUGUACGAGUUCACAGGCAAAACAGCCCCAUUUGUAAUCUUAGCCCUGGUUUGUCUCCUUGAUGGGAUUCUGAUGAUUCUUGUGAUGAAACCAGUUCGCUUGGAACGAUCUAUGCUGACGAGGGAAGAGCGACCUGCAGGCACGCCCAUCUAUAGAUUGCUCAUGGAUCCUUAUAUUGCUGUGGCGGCUGGUGCUCUGGCUAUGGCCAACGUGUCUCUGGCCUUCUUGGAGCCAACAAUAUCUUUGUGGAUGAAGGUAACAAUGGGUGCCGACGAGUGGCAGAUUGGCUUCAGCUGGCUUCCGGCAUUCAUCCCUCACGUGCUUGGUGUCUACAUCACGGUCAAACUGGCCUACAAGUUCAAACAGUACCAAUGGCUGAUGGCCUUGAUUGGACUCUCUAUGGAAGGCAUCUUCUGUUUCUUCAUUCCAUUCUGCACGAGUUUCUUCGCUGUCAUUUUCCCCAUUAUGGGCCUCUGCUUCGGUAUCGCUCUUGUAGACACUGCCUUGCUGCCUACGUUGGGCUACCUCGUAGACGUCAGACACACAAGCGUCUACGGAAGCGUCUACGCUAUCGCAGACAUCUCCUACUCUCUUGCCUACGCCAUUGGUCCCAUAGUUGCUGGAAGCAUCGUGUCCAACAUCGGAUUCCUAUGGCUGAACAUACUCAUCUUUCUAACCAACAUUCUCUACGCACCUCUUCUCUUCUUCCUCCGCAAUAUCUACAUUUACAAACCUUUUGAUAACGACAACGAGGUUCUUCUCGAUGACCCUCCACCUAAAGGUUACAACACCUACGUCCAAAAUGGUGGACUCAGCGGCAGACCGGAGAUCGUUAGCAACGGUGAUAAUUUUGCCAACCAUUUGAAGAUCAGCAACAGAAAAAGCAACGAAAUUGAUUGCUACCCUCCACCGACAGAGCCCGAAUAUGUGUAUAGCAAAGACAGCUCCCAUAAUUUCUACAACCAGUUCCAUUGA
Messenger RNA from Candidula unifasciata, 1764 nucleotides. The record is from the annotation of a GenBank genome assembly. NCBI's taxonomy places the organism in Eukaryota, Metazoa, Mollusca, Gastropoda, Stylommatophora, Geomitridae.